This is a messenger RNA of Phoenix dactylifera (date palm), 2277 nucleotides long. Its product is annotated as Mitochondrial transcription termination factor family protein. The record is from RefSeq and is a predicted model, not a curated record. Gene Ontology annotation, biological process: regulation of DNA-templated transcription. NCBI's taxonomy places the organism in Eukaryota, Viridiplantae, Streptophyta, Magnoliopsida, Arecales, Arecaceae. Gene Ontology annotation, molecular function: double-stranded DNA binding.
CAAUCUUUCGGUAACAGCCGAACUCGCCUUUUUACUCAUGCAAGAAGACUUCCCCUGUACCCAAGGAGGAAUGUAAAUGAGUCGGGUCCGGACUCCCAGCAAACCCUGUCUCCACCAAAUCAUGGCGAUCAGGGUUUCAUCCCGACGACCUCUCCAUUGCAUCCUCUCCGAUUUCCCUCGAAUUCCAUCACAUCACCCUCAAAAAAUUCGAUCUUUCUCCAAACCCACAGAUCCCCCAAGAAGAAUUCCGACGGAAUCGCCCGCAGAUCGUCGGUUCUCACAACAGAGUUCCCUCGCCAAUAUCUUGCAGAGGUACUGUUUUCCCGAACCGAAGCUGCACGAAUUCAUCCAAAAGAACCGAUUUUUAUUGAAUUAUAGACCUUCGGACGUCGAGAAAUGCAUUGGGAUUCUCCAAUCCUUCGGCCUGCCGAUGAAUUCUCUCCCAUCGAUCCUUCCCUCUUGCCCCAGUGCUCUGGAACUAGGGUUUCUGAGGAAGUGGCAGACGGGCUUCUCGAAAUUAGGGUUUCCCACCGUUUCCUCUUCCCUAGUCCAGAAAGUUCUCGAACAAUCCGGGAGGUUUCAGAUUGAACCGGAGGAGCUCCGUCGAAGUGUACAGUUCAUGAAAAAUGUCGGCUUUAGUGGUGAAACAGUGAGCGAGGUUUUCGAGGAAUUGCCUCUAUCCUUAACGAGUAAUUCUACUGACAUAAGUCGUAAACUUGACAUCUUGAAGAAUGUUGGACUCAAGAGGGCUGAGAUUGAUAAAGUCUGCUGCCAAUUUCCAGGUUUCUUAGCGCUCAGUUUUGAAGGUAGGUUAAGGCCCUUGUUUGAAGAGUUACGGGAUUUGGGUUUCACUGGAAAUGAGGUCAGAAAGACGAUACUUGAUUAUCCAAAGCUUCUUCUUGGUAUGGAAGUAGGAGAGCUCUCUCGAUGCAUCGAAUUGCUGAAUAAUUUGAAAUGCAGGCCAGCAAUCAAGGAGAAGAUUCUAAGGAAGGGCCUUCUUAGAGCUGGGAUCGAUGUGAAGCUUAGAGUGGACUGCUUGUGCCAGCAUGGUUUGAUCCACAGAGAUGCAUUUAAGGUUUUGUAUGUAGAGCCCAGAUCGAUAAUAUAUGAUUUGGAGGAUAUGGAGAAGAAGAUUGAGUUUUUGCUACACAAGAUUGGGCUUUGUAUUGAGUAUCUGGUUGAAUUUCCUGAGUAUUUGGGAGUGAAUCUUGAGAAACAGGUAAUUCCACGUUACAAUAUCAUCGAUUAUCUGAGAUCUAAUGGCGGGCUUGGUUUUGAUGUGGGAAUGAAGCAUCUAGUAAAGCUUAGUAAACUUAAGUUUUACAACUUUUUCGUGAAACCAUACCCAGAAUGCGAAAAGAUCUUUGGGGGAUCAGUAAGAGAAGUAGAAGCUAAACCACGGCAUCCGACUGGAUUGUGGAAGCUGUUUAAGCCACAAAAGUUCUCUGAUUCUAAAGAAGACAUUAGGAACAUGAAGCAGUUCAUGGAAACUCUGGUUUAGCACUGAUGUAACUGCCUGUGUAAAUGCUUUCACAAACAUAUGGAAUUAAUGUCAAGCUAGAAUACAAUACUGACAUUGCAACAAGAAUGUUCAAAGGUGAGUAUUGUGGAUUUGAAGGUAUCAACCUAACUGGCAUUACUUAAAGCAGGCACCGGAAGUCUGAAAUCUGCUGUUAAAAUUUGUUAAGAGGAGUGCACUGAAUGGUUUUUACGUGUUAUAAUGGGAAAUGCUCAUGCAGUCAGCAUUAUGUCAAUUUGGAGCACCAACCAAGAAUAAGUGUUGACAUUUUAUGGAGGUCUUUAAGUUGUUGAAGAACUCAAUUGCCUCAUUAAAAGGAAUGAGAAAUGGUGGUCGGCAUGCCAGAUGUAGAUGUUUCUACCUCUCCUGUCUGUCUAUCCAAGAUCUACAUCACAUCUUGCCUUAACCAGUGCAUUAAAACAACUACCUGAUUUGAUGAAGCCAUUCCUCUUUGAGAGGGCCAGAACAUCUUGAAUAUCCGAGAUGAUAUUAUCUUUGUAUCUGAUAAGCGGGAAUCUAUAUAUGCACAUUAUCAUGCUUUUUCUAUUGGAGGGGCGGCAUUCCGUGCUCUAUCCUAUUUAUCCAAGAGACUUUGAGUUGCUUUCUUGAAGGUUACUUCAUCUCAAUCAUUAUCUUGCAACUGGCAUAGACUCUAUGCUCCUCCAUUAUGAUUACAAGUAAUUUGUUGUUCGUAUUAAAGCAACAGGUUUACUUGUAUAUUUAAUCCUGUGAUUGCUACACCUGUCAUUUUUUUUCUA